This is a messenger RNA of Procambarus clarkii (red swamp crayfish), 1518 nucleotides long. The record is from RefSeq and is a predicted model, not a curated record. NCBI's taxonomy places the organism in Eukaryota, Metazoa, Arthropoda, Malacostraca, Decapoda, Cambaridae.
AUGUCCAGCACGCCCCAUGUCCAGCACGCCCCCAUGUCCAACACGCCCCCAUGUCCAGCACGCCCCCAUGUCCAGCACGCCCCCAUGUCCAGCACGCCCCCAUGUCCAGCACGCCCCCAUGUCCAGCACGCCCCCAUGUCCAGCACGCCCCCGUGUCCAGCACGCCCCCGUGUCCAGCACGCCCCUGUGUCCAGCACGCCCCAUGUCCAGCACGCCCACAUGUCCAGCACGCCCCCAUGUCCAGCACGCCCCCAUGUCCAGCACGCCCCCAUGUCCAGCACGCCCCCAUGUCCAGCACGCUCCCAUGUCCAGCACGCCCUCAUGUCCAGCACGCCCCCAUGUCCAUGUCCAGCACGCCCUGUGUCCAGCACGCCCCAUGUCCAGCACGCCCACAUGUCCAGCACGCCCCCAUGUCCAGCACGCCCCCAUGUCCAGCACGCCCCCAUGUCCAGCACGCCCCCGUGUCCAGCACGCCCCAUGUCCAGCACGCCCCCAUGUCCAGCACGCCCCAUGUCCAGCACGCCCCAUGUCCAGCACGCCCCCAUGUCCAGCACGCCCCCAUGUCCAGCACGCCCCAUGUCCAGCACGACCCAUGUCCAGCACGCCCCCAUGUCCAGCACGCCCCCAUGUCCAGCACGCCCCAUGUCCAGUACGCCCCCAUGUCCAGCACGCCCCAUAUCCAUUACGCCCCCAUGUCCAGAACGCCCCCAUGUCCAGCACGCCCCCAUGUCCAGCACGCCCCAUAUCCAGUACGCCCAUAUGUCCAGCACGCCCCCAUGUCCAGCACGCCCCCAGGUCCAGCACGCCCCCAUGUCCAGCACGCCCCCAUGUCCAGCACGCCCCAUAUCCAGUACGCCCCCAUGUCCAGCACGCCCCCAUGUCCAGCACGCCCCCAUGUCCAGCACGCCCCCCAUGUCCAGCACGCCCCCAUGUCCAGCACGCCCCCAUGUCCAGCACGCCCCCAUGUCCAGCACGCCCCCAUGUCCAGCACGCCCCAUGUCCAGCACGCCCCCAUGUCCAGCACGCCCCCAUGUCCAGCACGCCCCCAUGUCCAUCACGCCCAUGUCCAGCACGCCCCCAUGUCCAGCACGCCCCCAUGUCCAGCACGCCCCCAUGUCCAGCACGCCCCAUGUCCAGCACGCCCCCAUGUCCAACACGCCCCCAUGUCCAGCACGCCCCAUGUCCAGCACGCCCCCAUGUCCAGCACGCCCCCAUGUCCAGCACGCCCCAUGUCCAGCACGCCCCCAUGUCCAGCACGCCCCCAUGUCCAGCACGCCCCAUGUCCAGCACGCCCCCAUGUCCAGCACGCCCCCAUGUCCAGCACGCCCCCAUGUCCAGCACGCCCCAUGUCCAGCACGCCCCCAUGUCCAGCACGCCCCCAUGUCCAGCACGCCCCCAUGUCCAGCACGCCCCCAUGUCCAGUUGUCUGCUAAGUGUCCCGGGACAAGCCGCCUGCAUGUCUGCUUUCCAUCAGGAGGGAGCAACUGCUCCUUAAGUGCCACUCAGAACAUAAAAUAA